UUUCCCUUCAUCUUCGCGAAGCAGUUCGGACAGUUGCCGCAGUUUGUCCGCGUGGGGUUGCGACAAAGGAUCUUGACCGAAAGAGCGAAGCUGUUUUUGGAAAAAGACGAACAAGAAGGGAUGACGAUGCACGUCGUCGACCAGGAUAGAAAUAAAGGUGUUAAUACAUCUACAGGAGCUGAUUCUGCUGACCCGUCCUCUUCGACACAGGAGAGGACUGCAACAUCACCUUCACCGUGGAAAGUACUGCAGGAGAAAUAUUUGGACAAAAGAACCGCACAAGAACACGGAAAAAAUAAAGGCGAGUUCACACUGUCAGACCGGGAGAUUCAGUUCAAGUACAGUAACGAUCUACGGCAUCGCUACCUCAUCGAGUUCACCGUUUUGAUUUACACGGCGGCGUUGGAGUUGGCAACCGUCUCCGACCUAGACAUGCGGACAGAUCCGACAGUGUUUUUGAGCCCUGCGGAGAAAAAUGAUGAUAUUCCCGAGAUGAAUAACGGAAACCCAUCGGGUAUGAACGACAGCAGUUUGGUGAAGAUGUUCUUUGCUCACCGCAUGCUACCGGAGAAAACGUUCGGAGGUGAUAUUCAUUUUAGUACUUCCACAAGUGCUUCUGGCAGAAGUACUACAAGAACUUCUACGAGGGAGCAACAAGCACGAGGACCCUCAGCAGCCCGAAGGUCAUCAAGAACAUCGAAUGGCGAAAAUCAAGGGAGCACGUCGGAGGAAAUGACUCCCCCCUCCUCCCUGAGCGGGAACCACUGGGUGAUGCAGCAGGAUUGGGUCGACGAAAUCACCGGUAGAAAUGAGGAAAGGAGAACAAGACAAGCCCAAGGCGGAACAAGAAGAACCUCCUUCCGACCCGAAGAUACGUUGAGAAACGAAAUGGAAGAGGAUAUCAAGAAAGAACUUUUGCGUGCCGGGGAACUUCCUUUUGUGCCCUAUUUGUUGUGGAAAGACGAGGAGUUGUCGUUUCCGUUCGGAAAAGGGUUGCUGCUGGACAUUUUCAGGACCACGGAGCUGCCUGCGGAACAAAAACUUGUAGGAGGAGGAAAUGUUGAAAGGAAAAGCAAGAACCAAGAGGGGGCACCAGCUCAACAUGAUCCUGCUUCGGCCAAUAGUUUCUUGUUUGACGACGGCCCAACACCUGACGUUUUCAAAGAAAAAAACGAUCUUCCCCCUGCUUCGAGCGAAGAUCUUCCAGCUUCUUCUCGCCAGCAGAGUGUUAGUACGGUCAGCACUCCUGAAGAUGUCAACAUCAUCAACCAGAACAACCGGAAAAAACAUCACUUCGCUCUCUGGUACCGGGACUGGCUCAAGUUUGCGCACCGACUGGACAAACUUGGAGACUACACGCCCGAAGAGCUGCACUUUAACCAGGACACUCAGUUUCGCAGGUCCUUCGUUCUGAAAGACGCGCACCAGGAAUUCGCCAGCAAGCGCCACGGCUGGGUGUCCUUUAAGAAGAUGCCGACGCGGUUGGCUUUAAUCCUGGGCCGCAUGCUGUACCUCCAGUACUACUUCCCGCUGCUGGUGCGCUACCUGUGGGAGGCGCUGCCCGUUUUUUUCCUGAAGGCCUGCCGCGGGUUCACGGACAUUUUCACGGAUAUCAAAUGCAAAAAUGUCUGGGUCUGGAAAAAUGCAAGAUUUGUGAUGCAGGUUUUCCACGACCCAUGAGGUCUGGAAUGCGAGACCCAGCAUGACAGAUUCUUUGAGGUCUCUAUCAUGCCUUUCCUGCAUGAGAAACUCCCUCUCAACUUGGUCAAAAGCGGACAGCUUUUGGCACUCACGCAACACAGAUUUUUGCAUCAUUCAGAUUUAGCAUGACAAGUUCUAAUCUUCCAGACCCAGACAUUUUUACAUUUGAUAACGGAUGACUACAGCUUGUACGCUGUUUUGAACAACCGGAGCAGCAAAAAGGAGCGCAACCGCGAGGGAGACGACUGGUUUCCCGAAGAUUUUGAGGUAGACCCUGUGCAUCUUCUAUUCUGCGUAAAAACGUCCCCACCCCAUAGUCAAGAUGGGAAAUCUGUUAGUCAGAUCCACAAGGCUUGGUUGUUGCGCAUGACAAAUUUGGGCUCAGAGUGUAAUCCUGUUUAGCUGGUUCACUAGCAUCACAAAUCUAGCACAUCAUGCUGAUUGGAGCAUAACAAAUCCCGAAACACGAUCAGAAAAUGCUUCUCAUGGGGCUCCGCAUGACAAACAUCUUCAGCAUGCAGAAUUGCAUGACAACUAUGGGGUGGGGACGUUUUUACUCAGGAUAUCUUCCCGGCCAGGGAUCGGAACCUCCGCCCGACGUCCGUGACCUGCCGCCCUACUACGAAGCCGUGCUACGGACCGGGCUCCACUCCGCGCAAUUGGAUGACUUAGUUAAGGGGCACAAGUUAUGCAUUGCAAAUAUGUCUGGGUCUGGAAGGAUGCAAGGUUUGUCAUGCUUGUCUGGCAUGACUGAAGAGUUUGUGAUGCGUGUCCAAGAAGAGACCCCCUUGCUUGUCAUGCAAAACGCAGUUUGGCAUGCGGAAAGCGCAACACUAAGCCGCGUAAAAAUUUCUCAUGUUGACUGUGCAUUACAGAAAAUUCACUAUUCACAAAUCAGCAUUACAAGUUUCCAGACCCAGACAUUUUUGCAGUGCAUACAAGUUGGUGAACAAAGAUGUGAUCAGACACGAGUUUUUCUACGACCGGGAUAACAAAUUUUCCACCUUCCUCCCCGCCCUGUACCUAAAAGCCUAUCUGGCGGUCGUGCACCGCAUGAUUAUCUACGCCCGGUACGAGAACGACGAGCUGUCGCGAGACGAGAAAGACUUGCUGAAUUGGGAAAACGGCCUGGGGUUGCGGUUCCGGUUUCCCUACAAACCAGCUACGAGCUCGCUUUCUACUGGUACAGAGGACGAGGCGGGCCGCGACAUCGUAAUAAAUUCCGACUACAAGUUUCUGCAACUGCGGUACCACGUGUGGCAACACGGAAUUCGGCUGCGGAACCAAUAUAAAAAUGAAAAAUCCCCCUCCCCAUAUUGAAAAGUUAUGUUUCCGAAAAUUUGUGUUGCUGAUUUGAGGUCACAAAUCACAUGUGUCUUGCAAGACGACAAGGGCAGAAGCUUCCGCCCCAUCAUGGAAGCGGUUUGUCAUGCUGUUGGGCUUAAAGGGGAGCCGUUUGCCAUGCUGAACAACUAGACCCAUACGCCCCUACCUGGCCUUGGGAUCUGGCCGCAGUGCCUUCCUGCAAUACAACGCUGCUUGGUGUAGACAAACCUAGCAUCAGAAAUUUCGUUUUGAUAUGAGGAGGGGGGAUUUUUCCUUGCAAUAACCAACACGCGUUCACGAAAAACUUUUUCGACGUGCUGGCGGAGAAGCUACUAUGAAAUGUAAAAAUGUCUGGGUCUGGAAGAUUGCAACAUGUCAUGCUAAAUCUGCAGCAUGCAAAAAUCUGUGUUGCACGAUUACCAAAAGUCGUCCAGUUUUGACCAUGUCGGGAGGGAGUUUCUCAUGCAGGAUAGGCAUGAGAAAGGUCUCGCAGAAUCUGUCAUGCUAGGUCCUGCAUUCCAGACCUCAUGGGUCAUGGAAAAGCAGCAUGACAAAUCGCGCAUUCUUCCAGAGAGACCCAGACAUUUUUGCAUUUGAUAGCUACUGCCCUCUUACAACAGCGAGUUCGUGACGAAAUUGCUACUCAAGGAGAUGACCUACAUUCACACGGAUUACAACAUCAAGGGCGAGAUUCAGAAGAAGCUUUUGGUCGGGAUCCAGUACGGGCUGCGGGAUCACAGGGACAACGAUACGUCGCUGAACGCUGGCAUUGUGUUGCCCACCCGGGAGUCCUACGAUUUGAUCCGGGAUAUUAAUUGGUACUGGGACAAGUUUCGACAGAGGAAAAACUUGGUUUUCAGCAUCGCAGACCGGAUCACAGACCCGAAGACGAACUGGAUCUUGUUUCCGGCCGCGCAAUAUGGACGAGAUCAAGAUGGUGUUGAAAAGAAGCGAAGUCUCCUUUUGCACAGUAGACCGACGCAGGCCCUAGAAAACCCGAUGAGCGAGAAAGUUUUCUACGCCAACUAUCCAAUCAUCCCGGUGAAGCCGACGGACAAAUUCGCGUCUCUGCUGGGGUACGCGGAGACUAUGGAAAUCGCGUGGCAAAAGCGGUACAUCGGCUCAGCGGACAUCGACACGACCAGCAGCGAUGAGGACAGAAGUGAUCAUGCUAGAGAAGAUGAUGAAGAUGUUGACACAUCAGAUAGAGAUAGUGAGGAGGAGAUGCAGCGAGUGCAUGCCCUGCCUCCGGAUGCACGAGAAGCACAUGUUGAUGUUUCCGCGAAAAGGGAGGAGGUUUUGAAAAGUUUACUGGAAUACACGAAGUCGAAUCUCCACGAUUUCCGGCAUGUUUUACACGGCGGGAAAAUGAAAUUCCUGGACUUCGUCGGCGUUUUCGGCGAAAUCGCGGACGACCUCCCGGCGGACCUCCGAGCCCGGCGGGACCGACAGCGCCGCAACAACUACCGACCGGUGCCGUCUUUUCCUUUUCGGCCGAGGCUGUUCGGGAAAUUUGUGCUGGACGUGCUGUAUCAGGCCGUGCUGCCGAAGCUGGCGCAUUUGCUGGAACUGUACAAUAAGCCCUGGAAAGUACGGGAUGAUUUUGUCGUGGAGAAAAACGAUUUGUGGUGGAUGUUCGGCGAGAGUUCUUCUCAUGAUGAUGCUGGGUCGUCGACAUCGUCGUCGCGAGAAGUGGAGAGAAGUGGUAGUACUACGUCAAGACCUUGUAGUUCUACUCAGGAAUCUCAUACUAGGGCGACGAGUGGUGCUAUCAGAAGUUCUCGACCUACUCCUGCUUCGGGAACACCAAGUUCCUCAGGAGCUCCUAACGGUAGUGCAGCGCUAGAACUAAUCCCUCCUCCUCCACCGGGGCGGCCGCCCCGAGCUGCAGCUGCUGGAAACGACAACUCUGCGAUAGGAGCACAACCACCUACUAGCUCAUCAACAAGGCUGUGUAGAAGUAGUAGUGCGACCAUGUCCACCUCCCAAAUGCAGCGGCUUGUUGCCUCUCGUCGGUUGACCACGCGAAAGCAGAUCCAGAACCGGCUGCGAGAAAAAAUCGAAGCUGGGAUCGUCUUUGACGACGAGCCUACUGAGCCAACAAGUCAUCUGAGUGCAGCUGGACAAGAACCAUCGUACUACACAGGAACUAUGACUGGACAACCACCUCCUCCUGUCGUUGGCGCUUCGCUUUUAACUUCUACUGCCAGUUGUACUAGGCAGCAGCCGAUUCAUCCGCCCUCCGUUGUACUACCUCCCACAGGAGGGGUUCUUGUACACGGUAGAAUAAAUAGCAAAGAACGAGAAUUAAACCUGUGCAAUUUCGUGUUGGACGCGGUUACCCGGGUUUUCCUCCCGCCGAAGGUGCAAGUGGUCCCUCUUGGCAGGAGAACAGACCGCGACGAUACUGGCUUUAGUCUUCUCAGGAAUCCACGACAGCAGGCGCGACGAGACGUUAUGCGCGACACCGACGAGGAUCGAACCUUGCUGACGAAAGCAGUCCUAUACGAGGCGUUGAAACAGCAGAGCGAAGCUUGUGGAACGAAUUUUCUCGCCCGGCACAAGGAUCUGGAGGACCUGGUUUAUUUUACUAGGAGAACCACUUCGCAAGGACGACGAGUUUCGGGAUUAUUUGGACGGUCCUCAAAUCCACCUGCGAACAACGUUUUCACCGAUGUCGCCAUCCACGUGCUGCAAGAGUGGGAGAUUGAGGAGCAGCGGUAUUUAGAAGGAACAGGAACUACUGCUGCAGUCGCAGCAGGUUCCGAAAUGUUGAAUUUCUACCCAGCCUCGCAGUUCCAGAAAUCGGUCUUCCAACUGUCAAGCAGUCUCGAAGAGGAAAAAAAAGCUCGCGAUGAACAAGAAGCGGCCGCCGCGGCUGCUAAUGCUAUGGCUCAUCAAGAGGAAAUCCGAGAACAACAAACUCGAAGGGCAGAUGAAAUCGUGCGAAGUUUGAAGCUGACGGCAAAACAAAAAAUGAGGAACUUGUGGCGCGGGGCGAAGGGGAAGGUCAAGAAAGUUUUUAAGAAGAACUCAGACACAAUGAGCAGCAACGCAAUCCAGGCUUUGGCUUUGCAUCGAGCAGUUGCAGAAGAACUGCUCGCAGCAGCAGCAGGGGGUCGUCACCACGAACAGCAGCCAAACUUUCAAGAAGGAGGCAGUAAACCGAGUCAACAAAUUUUGGAAGACUACAUUCAGAAUCAGGAGCCCAAGCCGCGUGAUGAAGAUGUGAAGACUUCUAUGCAGGAGCCUUUCAGCGCAAAAGAACGCUCGGCAAGCAGAAAUGGCCUGUCCUCGCUGACCCUGAGGGACUCCAUGUUCGAGGGUACUAGUAAAAAGGAGAAGUAGCCAGAACAAUCGCUAGGUGUUAAUAUUUCUCGAGGCUUUAUUACAGCUUCAGCUCCUGAAAGCCGUGGUCCACCUCCCCUGCCGUCAGCAGCAAAGAGUUACUAUAUCGAAGCGGCAGGUGGUACUAGUACUACCGGGACCAAGAUUCCGUAUCGCGAGCGGGUGAUCCCGUUGUUUCAUCCCGAUUUAGACGAAGAUGACCAUUUCUUUGACUUGAUCUCAGAUCCGCUAGUUCUCUCUCUGGUUAAUGCGAAAAAGUCGCGGACGAGCCUACGGCUGAGCGACAGCACGGGACUGUUGACAUCUUUUGGAGGUGGAUCAGACAGCACCGCGACAGGAGCAGGAGCAGCUCCCACCAGCGCUAGAAGCACGUGGUCUUCUUCUUCUCACGCCGGUAGUGUUGCACCGGGCUCCUUUGCUAGCGGCAGCGGUAGCAGUAGUGGCACAACUGCUAGCGCCGUGGCCCCGUCUUGGUCCUCCUCCAAUUUACAGUGGUCUUCCAACAGUAGCGAUGCGGGAGGCACCAGUAGUGCUGGCUCUACUUAUUUGCGGUCUUUUGGAGACGGAGUUGAUCAAGUUGGUUCUCGUGAGCAGACCACGGAUGAUUACGUUCUAUCAUCCCUUCGGAACAACAACUUCUAUCACUCUUUCGGAAGGACGAUGAAUCAAGAAAAAGAAAGCGAAAGACGACACUUGCAACAAACAACAAAGGAAGCGCUAGCUGAAAUAAUUGUGCCGGUCCCGAAGCUUCUGGAAGACAAAGAAGGACGACAAUUAGGUCGGAAAAAACAGCCACUCUUUCCUGACGAUCUUACGAGCGCGGGACCGGGAGAAACAGGUAUAUUAUAGUGCCGCAGAAGAACUCAAUCUCGGGAGACGAGGCCGCGGAUGAAAUGAUUGUGUAAAAUGAUCUUUGAUUUAUUUUCGGGGUUUGUUCUUGUUCAGGUGGAGGUCAGGUCGAUAAUGAAUCACAAUCGGGGCCGCGGGCGCUUCGCUUCCGAAAAAGCUCUACUUCGACUCACCUACUACAGAACAAACACAAAUAGAAAGGCAUCUCAAUCACAUUUUUAGCACGACUACGUUUGACCUUUUUUUCAUUUCCAUCUGUUCUACAACUUCUAGACAGGUACCUUAUUCAUCUAAACUUCUUCGGCAGUGAGUGCUUCUUGUCUAUUGGCAUAAAAGGCAAACAACUGGAUGAGCAGAACAUUACAAGAACGAAAAGCACUACAUGCAAGCGCAACUACGGAUCUUCCCAUCUCAGUCGGACUGAGAUGAGGAGGAUCCUACGGCAGAAGUGAAAUUGGCAAACCGCAGUUGGUAAAAACCUAAACCAUCUGAACUGUUGCUACGAUAACGAGCUGGGACUGCCCGGCCUCCACUAGAACAAGAACGCAAUUUGUAGUUUUUGCUACUUACGGUGUAAGAUUUCAUCAAAUUUUUUAGCGACCUACCUAUUUAGGAAUGAGAUGACCAGACGAUGAUUUGCUCAUUGGCUGCGAAGAUGCUUAUCGACGAAAGGCUCUAGCAGUGCUGCUGUGCUUUGAUCGAAGAGCGAUAUAAAACGUGCUCUAUGUAUCCCUGGAUCCAGCCUUUAUUGUGGAUAGAUACAACAUAGGCAUAGCGACGUGGAUUCAGGGACAUAUUGCGCUGCAUCUGGAGCCAAUCUAGUCUAUUCUAUUCGCAUUCAUUAUCAUUGCUGGGUCGAAAAAAAGACGCACAAGAUGUUGAGCAUUGCAAUUGUAUGGAAAUUAUCUCUGAUCGUGAUGUCCACUACUUCUAAAUUAUGUAUGAAGACUGUAAACAUUUAAACAAAUUUCCACUGUGUGAUUAUAAUGGAAAGGGAUAAAGUAGUUGGGACAUUUAUUUUGCAGCGCGCGGUGCCGGUGUUGCUUUUGCAAAAGCAAAACUAACUCCGAAUGCUGGAAUGAAAUUCUUUUGGACCACAU
Molecule: messenger RNA, 8324 nt
Organism: Amoebophrya sp. A120
Lineage: Eukaryota; Dinophyceae; Syndiniales; Amoebophryaceae
Source: the annotation of a GenBank genome assembly